UCUGUUUUUGGCAACGAAGGUUUUCUACAGCAAACAUGGUCAAGCAGGAAUUGUGAGGUACUUUGACACUGUACAGAGACAGAUAAAUGCAAGUGAGAAUGUAGCCUAUAACUCAAGAGUAACUUGAACAAUAAACUGCAUUAGUAGAUAUACAAACUAACAGAGCAAACUUAAAAGGGCUUUUAAAAUGGCAGAUCCAAUGGUUGAUCAAAUGACAAGACUGAGGCUGAAACUGCUGGAAAAGAGACUGGAAAAUGAGAGAAAUGACAACCAUGAACGAGAGGGUUCAGCAUUUUCCACAAGAAGUUAUGAUGGGGAGGCAGAUGCAUUACACAGUGCUCUGAGACGGAAGAGAAACCUGCUACAGAGACUAAGGGAUCAGCAUAUGAUGGAGGAUCUAGGAAGGCCACACACAUGGGGUGGAUCUCACAGGCCAUAUCAGUAUGAACCUCUGUAUUGGCCACCCCAGCCAGUGCCUCCCAUCCAUAUCCACCAGAGUCCACAACCUGCACCUGCACCAGUCUUUCCACUCCCUCCUCCUGCCCCCCAGCCCCCUAGAAUCAUUCAACACACCGUUCCCCAGCAGCCAGCCACCAUAAUCCAGCAGUUACCACAGCAACAACCUCUCAUAGCACAAAUUCCACCCACACAAACCUCCCACUACAGAUCAGGAAGUAUUAAAGAAGACAUGGUGGAGUUGAUGUUAAUGCAGAAUGCUCAGAUGCACCAGAUCAUAAUGCACAAUAUGAUGCUGAAGGCUCUUCCACCAACGGCUAUUUCCCCAGGAGGAGGUGCCGCUCAAGCCACACAUUCAGGGCAGGAACUUUAUUCCAAAUUGAGAGGAGGGGCCAUCCAUCAUCACCAUCACUAUGGCUCAAAUGGACCACCUCUCCCUCCAAUUGGCUACUCUGUUUGGCCCUCUUUGAUGCCAGCAGGACAAGGCGGGACUUAUCAGCCAUCAGUGCAGCAUGUGAUUGGUCCAGGAACUCUGCCCCCUUUAAACACAUAAGAUCGUCAAUGUAUUAAUACAGUAUGUAUACUGUAUACUGUGUAAAGUAAAAAUAACCUGACAUUUAACAUUUAAAAAUGCAUAAGAAACGACUUAAAUCUUAAAAUCUUGUCUAGUUUACUAGCAGGACCUCAACUCCACCUUAUCAUUAAAAAACAUGGUCUUAGCAUGUGGCCUUAACAUAUGGCCUUACAGUCAGCUGUCACCAGAAGUGAAGAAAAUGCUCAAACUAAUAAUUUAAACAAUAUA
Myxocyprinus asiaticus (Chinese sucker) is the source of this 1258-nucleotide messenger RNA. RefSeq lists its product as uncharacterized. Bases 188 to 1009 code for a protein of 273 amino acids. Lineage: Eukaryota; Metazoa; Chordata; Actinopteri; Cypriniformes; Catostomidae. The record is from RefSeq and is a predicted model, not a curated record. The transcript is spliced from 7 exons.